UCCUCCAUAACGAAACUCGAGUGAAAGAAUUCAUGGUAGAUUUUGAAGCCGGGAUGUGGCAGGGCCUCCGGGAAGUUUUCGUCGACCCAACAAUUAAAGGAUGUGCCUUUCACUGGAACCAGGCCGUAUGGCGGCACGUGCAAAGCCUCGGUCUCCAGAGCGCCUACAGUCAACGCGACACUGUAUUCACCUUUGUUCGCAAGGUCAUGUCUAUACCGUUCCUGCCAGCGGAACAUGUGGAACCAGCGAUUAUGAGACUGAAAGAAAAAACAACAGACGAACGCCUGGCCGACCUGCUAGAGUAUGUGGACAGGACAUGGCUUAAAUCUUCGGUGUGGGGACCUGAAAAUUGGAGCGUGUUUGGUCGGAGUGUCCGAACAAAUAAUGACUGUGAAGGGUGGCACUUGAAACUAAAUCAGCACGCCAAGAAAGCCAAUUUGCCUUUCUACCUACUACUGACCCUUCUUUGUGAAGAGGCUUCCCUUCUCCCAACACAGGUGAAGAUGGUAUCAGAAGGAAAGCUAUCCAGGCGACAACGAAGAAGAACACGUCUCUCCAGGGAAAAAUCUUCAAGCUGUGGGAAGCGUACGAGAGCGGAGAAUUGUCAGUCAACGGCCUACUGAGGAAAUGCAGUGGCAUUUAUGGACCAAAUGCAUGAACGUUGCUCAUUUGAUGUCUUUCUGAUUGUUGGAAAUGUUUCAACCCUUGUUUUUGAAAAGCUUGUUUGUGUGUGAAAGUUACUGUGUGUUUGUAAUGUUUUACCAUUAUUAUAUUUUUUAAAUGUUUGAUAAUAUUCAUCAUUUACGGACCAAAUGCCUGCCUGAAAGUUGCUAGAUUGAAUUGAAAUAAAUUAUUGCUCAUUUGUUGUUUUUUUUUCUUCUGAUUGUUAGAAAUGUUUCAACCAUUGUGUUUAAAAGCUUGUUUCUGUGUGAAAGUUUGUGUUUAAUUAUUACGGAUGUUUGAAAUGUUUGAUAUUAUUCAUCAAGGCUCAUUACAAACU
Messenger RNA from Dreissena polymorpha, 1000 nucleotides. RefSeq lists its product as uncharacterized. The transcript is spliced from 3 exons. Bases 33 to 623 code for a protein of 196 amino acids. NCBI's taxonomy places the organism in Eukaryota, Metazoa, Mollusca, Bivalvia, Myida, Dreissenidae. The record is from RefSeq and is a predicted model, not a curated record.